GCCGAGGCUCGGGAGCCUCCGAGCGACCGGCCCGCGGUCGCGCCGGUGCCUGGCCCCGACGCCCGUCUCCCCGCAGAGCUCCAUGAACCUGCCCCCGGAUAAGAUGAAGCUGCUCAACCAGUACGACAACGAGAAGAAAUGGGAGCUCGUCUGCGACCAGGAGCGGUUCCAGGUGAAGAACCCGCCGGCCGCCUACAUCCAGAAGCUGAAGAGCUACGUGGACACGGGCGGCGUGAGCAGGAAGUUCAAGAGGCGAGCGCAGGAGUCGACGCAGGUGCUCCGGGAGCUGGAGAUCUCCUUGCGCACCAACUACAUCGGCUGGGUCCAGGAGUUCCUCAACGAGGAGAACAAGGGGUUGGACGUGCUGCUCGAGUACCUGGCCUUCGCCCAGUGCGCCGUCGCGUACGACAUGGAGAACGCGGAUAACGGGAGCCCCGGUUCGGACAAGGGCAAAUCCCUGGAGCGUUCGGUGGAAGACCUGAGCAAAAGCAACUCGUCGUCCCCGACGCAGGGCUCCUCCAAAGCGCGGCACCUCACCGUCAGGCUCAACCCCGCGCACAGCAGGAAGGCGCUGAGGAACUCGCGCAUCGUCAGCCAGAAGGACGACGUGCACGUCUGCAUCAUGUGCCUCCGCGCCAUCAUGAACUACCAGUCUGGCUUCAGCCUCGUGAUGAACCACCCGGCCUGCGUCAACGAGAUCACGUUGAGCCUCAACAACAAGAACCCGAGGACCAAGGCGCUCGUCCUGGAGCUGCUGGCCGCUGUGUGCCUGGUUCGAGGCGGCCACGACAUCAUCCUCGCCGCCUUCGACAACUUCAAGGAGGUCUGCGGCGAGAAGAACCGCUUCGAGAAGCUGAUGGAGUAUUUCCGAAACGAAGACAGCAACAUCGACUUCAUGGUCGCCUGCAUGCAGUUCAUCAACAUCGUGGUGCACUCGGUGGAGAACAUGAACUUCCGCGUGUUCCUGCAGUACGAGUUCACCCACCUGGGGCUGGACGAGUACCUGGAGAAGCUGCGUCUCACGGAGAGCGACAAGCUGCAGGUGCAGAUCCAGGCCUACCUGGACAACGUCUUCGAUGUGGGUGCCAUGCUGGAGGACACGGAGACCAAGAACGCCGUGCUGGAGCACAUGGAAGAGCUGCAGGAGCACAUCGCCCAGCUGACGGAGAAGCUGCAGGAUGCGGAGAACGACUCCAUGGCCAAGAUAGCGGAGCUGGAGAAGCAGCUGAGCCAGGCGCGCCGGGAGCUGGAGGCGCUGCGGGAGCAGCUGAGCCCGCCGCGGCCGCCCAGCCCGCCGCGGCCCCACGACUCGUACCGCCUGGCCCUGGAGCGCCGGCUGGCCGAGCUGGAGGAGAAGGGCUUGGUGCACAUCCUGCGGGGGCCCGACGGCGACGUCGCCAUCGAAAUCGUCCCCGUCGUCAUAGAAACCGCUGCGGCCCCCGUGGGGACUGGAGGCAGCGGCGGCGGCGGCGACGCAGAUGCUCCGGCUCCGCCGCCGUGUCCCCUGCCAGCGCUGCCUGCCACCCCGCCGCCGCCGCCGCCGCUGCCCGAGGCCGGUCCCCCGGCCCCCUUGGUGCCCCCCGCGCCCCCACUGCCCGCCGCUGUCCCGCCACCACCUCCCCCUCCACUGCCAGGUGCCGCUGUACCCCCCCCACCGCCACCGCCGCCGCCGCCGCCCCCCACGGGGCCGGACGGGCCCGUCUCCCCGCCGCCGCCGCCACCGCCGCCCCUCGGUGGGGAGCCCCCAUCCGGGCUGGAUGCACCCCCCGCCGCUGGUUCAGUGAAGGUGAAGAAACCGAUCCAGACCAAGUUUCGCAUGCCCGUCUUCAACUGGGUGGCGCUGAAACCCAGCCAGAUCGAUGGCACCGUCUUCACCGAGCUCAACGACGAGAAGGUGCUGCAGGAGCUGGACAUGAGUGACUUUGAGGAGCAGUUCAAGACCAAGGCCCAGGGCCCCGGCCUGGACCUCAGUGCCCUCAAAGCCAAGGCCACGCAGAAGGCCCCAAGCAAGGUGACCCUCAUUGAGUCUAACCGGGCCAAGAACCUGGCCAUCACCCUCCGCAAGGGUGGCCGCAGCAUCCAGGACAUCUGCACAGCCAUCGAGACGUAUGACCAGCAAGCCCUGAGCCUUGACUUCUUGGAGCUGCUGCUGCGCUUCCUGCCCACUGAGUAUGAGCGGACACUCAUCUCCAAGUACGAGCGGGACCAGCAGCCGGCAGAGGAGCUCUCGGACGAGGACCAAUUCAUGAUCAGGUUCAGCAAGAUCCCACGCCUGGCUGAGCGCAUGAACGUCAUGAUCUUCUUGGGCAACUUUGGCGACACGGCCCAGCUGCUCAUGCCGCAACUCAACGCCAUCAUCGCCGCCUCCAUGUCCCUCAAGUCCUCCACCAAGCUGCGCAACAUCCUUGAGAUCGUCCUGGCCUUUGGGAACUACAUGAACAGCAGCAAGCGCGGGGCGGCCUACGGCUUCCGGCUGCAGAGCCUUGACGCGCUGCUGGAGAUGAAGUCAACAGACCGGAAGCAAACGUUGCUGCAUUACUUGGUGCGGGUGAUCAUGGAGAAGUACCCGGAGCUGACCGGCUUCCACACCGAGCUGCAUUUCCUGGACAAGGCGGGCACAGUGUCCCUGGACAGCGUGCUGCAGGACAUGCGGAGCCUGCAGCAGGGCAUGGAGCUGACCCGCAAGGAGUUCAUGCGGCAGGACGACAGCCUCGUGCUCAAGGACUUCCUCAAGGCCAACUCGGAGGUGAUGGAGAAGCUGCAGGCUGACAGCAAGACCGCCAAGGAGGCGUACGAGUCGGCCGUGGAGUACUUCGGGGAGAACCCCAAGACCAGCCCGCCGACCACGUUCUUCCCCAUGUUCGUGCGCUUCAUCAAAGCCUACAAGAAAGCAGAGCAGGACAUCGAGCUGUGGAAGAAACAGGAGGCCGCGGCCAAAGAGGCAGAAUUGAGCCCCGCCGGCGGCGAGGACCAGUUGGACGCAAAGUCGCCCAUCCAGAAAGCCAGGCGGCAGCAGAUGGACAUGAUCGCUGAGCUGAAGAAGAAGCAGAUGGUGAAGGAGCCCCUCAUUUACGAAGGAAAAGACGGUGCCAUCGAGGAUAUUAUUUCAGAUCUGCGGAACAACCCCUACCGGCGCGCCGACAAGGGCCGCGGCAGCGCCAAGAAACGGGCUGCUGGGCAGAGCCUGCAAGUGAUGCCCGACAUGUCGCUGUGACCGGUGCCGGUGUCCCCCCCGCCCUGCUCCCAGCCACCUCCUGCCUCCCCGGAGCUGCCGGGACCCCGACGGGGCCCGUCCUCCCACGGCAGCUGGGACCUGCGCGGGGUUUGAACCGGGCCGGCCGGUCAUGGAGCCGGGGGGGGGGGGGGUGGGGAAUGGCGCCCGCUCCAUGAGCUGCUCCACGCGCCAGCCCUGCGAUGGGGCGCAGGGACCCCCCCCAACCCCACCACCACUACCCCCCCGGCGCUUGCUUCGCUCCUCCAGGCUGGCAGGGCCGGGGGGGACCCUCGCGGGGACUGCGGGUGGUGGUGGUGGGGAGCACAGACAGGGGGGUCGUCCCCCCCUCCCCCCCCCCCCCGGCGCAGGAGGCGAGGAGGGCUCGAGGCAGGGACCCAGGGGGCCCCUCGCUGCCCUCCCCGGCCUCGCGGAGACCCUGUCAAUGCCCGAUGGUCUCCCUCUGCGGCGCGGAGCCUGCUGCCAAAAUCCCACCCUGGGCUCCGCACGCGUGGCCCGGAGCUGGCAGGGGUGCUAAUUCACCAUAGUUUUUUUUAAUGUCUUCCUCAGAAUUUCUCUGUGCUAUGUACGACAGCAGGGGCUGGAGCACCUAUGAGUUAUGCAGGGUCUCAGCUGGCUCCUAAGGCUGGCUGUGGCGGGGAGCAGUGGUGGCCUGUCCCUCGCCCCAGGGAGGCUCCACAGCUACAACAACAACCAUCACAGUUAAAAGGGGUGUGUGUGUGUGUGUGGGGGGGGGGGGGGGUCCCCAUCUGUGAGAGGCUGCACGGCGGUACCUCACCCCGCCACGACGCGUCCGCCUCCGGGCUGGAGCCUCCGCGAGGGCCAGGAGCCCAAAGGCUGCGGGAGAGGGGUGGAGAGGCACAAAUCCCCCUCCACCCCCAGCAAAAGCACCGGACGUUGUCCCUCCUCUGCCCUGCUGCGUAUCAGUAAAUCAGAACUGGGCACUGCCGCAAUUAAAAAGCAGCUGCAGCUACUUGGUCCCAAACGGCCUCCCCGCCGCCCUCCUGCGAGGCCGCCCGGCUGCCGCGGCCGGUCGCGCCAGGCCCAGCUCUCAGACCACGGGCCGGCCUCUUUCGAAGCCAGAGCAGCGAUUGCUUCCCGCUGUAAUUAAGAUGCUAAACGCCACCGGCUCGGUAUCACCUACACAAGCGCGACGGGGAGGGAAGGGAGAUGAAUUUAUACGAAUUAUAAAUUAUAUGAAUUAUAUGAACUUAUAAAUGCCUUUAAGCCAGCAGUGUAAAACAUUAACUGCUAAUUUGUAUACAUUAUUUUUAUAUACUGAGGGCAUGUUUAAGCUAUAGCAAAACUGAUAAUAAACCAAGUCCAAGGAUAAA
Molecule: messenger RNA, 4566 nt
Organism: Rhea pennata
Lineage: Eukaryota; Metazoa; Chordata; Aves; Rheiformes; Rheidae
Gene: FMNL1
Product: formin like 1
Exons: 25
Coding region: 83-3214 (1043 amino acids)
Biological process (GO): cortical actin cytoskeleton organization; cell migration; regulation of cell shape
Cellular component (GO): cytosol; actin filament
Molecular function (GO): actin filament binding; microtubule binding; small GTPase binding
Source: RefSeq, a predicted model, not a curated record